CUGGAAUUUUUUGGUUUGUACUUUGAGCAUAAAUAUUAUUUGUAGAAUGCAAAGAGAAAUUUAGCCUUUUGGUCUUGUGAAAAUUAGAAUUUCCGAACCUAAUAUCCUGUUCAAAUGUUGCCUCAUCUGGAGUCUCUCUCUUUUACACACACGCAUGCACGCGCGCGACACACACACACACACACACACACACACACACACACACACACACACACACACAUGUUUGUACUUCUAUCUUAGUGAGGACAUCCAUAGGCGUAAUGCAUUUCCUAGAGCCUUACCCUAACCUUAACCAUCACAACUGAUUGCCUAAACUUAAUCCUUACCCUAACCCUAACCAAACCUCAAUUCAUACCUGUUCUCUAAAAACAAGUCUUCACCCUCAAACAUGGCUGUUUCAAAGUGAGGACCGGUCAAAAUGUCCUCACUUUGUAAAAAUGUCCUCACUUUGAUAGUUAAAUGCAGAAAAUGGUUCUCACAAUGUAGCAAGUACAAGUACACACACACACACACACACACACACACACAUGUUUGUACUUCUAUCUUAGUGAGGACAUCCAUAGGCGUAAUGCAUUUCCUAGAGCCUUACCCUAACCUUAACCAUCACAACUGAUUGCCUAACCCUAAUCCUUACCCUAACCCUAACCAAACCUCAAUUCAUACCUGUUCUCUAAAAACAAGUCUUCACCCUCAAACAUGGCUGUUUCAAAGUGAGGACCGGCCAAAAUGUCCUCACUUUGUAAAAAUGUCCUCACUUUGAUAGUUAAAUGCAGAAAAUGGUACUCACCAUGUAGCAAGUACAAGAACACACACACACACACACACACACACACACACACACACACACACACACACACACACACACACUGAGGCUUUAAAAAGCAGGCACAGCUCAGUCGCAUCACAACUUGUUGCUUCAGCAGCAGCAGUGACACACGUGGAGCAGCAGCGGGUGUUUUCGCUCCCUCGGAUCCGGCGGAGAUGAGGUCUGCAGCGGCUAUCUGCUUGUCUUUGCUCCUCGGUUUGUGCAGCUCUGACCGGACAGCAGCGCGACUCAACGACUCCUCUCUCCUGGCAGAGGCUCUGUUUCCCCGCACGGAGCGCUUACUGAAUGUUUCGGGACAGUUGGGGAACCGGACCUCGGGCUUUUUCCUCCUGGACUUUGAUGAGGAGACCCUGGAGGGCUGGCGCUCUCUGGCCAGCAGGAAGAGCAGCGGAGAGGAGUCGCAGUGGGGCGGCGUGAAGGCGCUGCUGGUGGCCGCCUACUCCCUCAUCAUCGUGGUGUCCCUGUUCGGAAACACCCUGGUGUGCCAUGUGAUGAUCAAAACCAACAGAACCCAGACCUCCACCCGCUUGUUUAUUCUGAACCUGGCCGUGGCUGACAUCUUCAUCACUGUCCUCAACACACCUUUCACUCUGGUCCGCUUCAUGAACAGCACCUGGGUGUUUGGGAGGACAAUGUGUCACAUCAGUCGCUUUGUGCAGUACUGCUCCCUGCAUGUGUCCACUCUCACACUUACUGCCAUCGCUCUGGACCGCCGAAAGGUGAUUUUGUACCCUUUGAGACCUCGCAUGUCUCCAGUGCAAGGUGGAGUUUGGGUCACUGUUAUCUGGAUAAUGGCCAGCUGUUUCUCCCUCCCACAUGCAAUCUACCAAAAACUCCUGACGUUUACAUACAGUGAGGAGAAAGAGCGCAGCUUGUGUAUCCCAGACUUCCCAGAGCCGUCGGAUGUCUACUGGCAGUACAUCGACCUCCUGACCUUCAUCCUGCUUUACGUGCUGCCGCUCCUCAUCAUCACUUCCUCCUACACCACAGUGGCCCGUCGGCUGUGGCGCCACAACGCCAUCGGUGACAUCACCACAGAUCAGCACGCCACCCACAGAAAGAAGCGCCAGCGGACGUUGGCCAUGCUGCUGCUGGUGGUCGGGGUGUUUGCUGUCUGCUGGUUUCCCCUCAACUGCUACGUGGUGCUGCUGUCCAGCCAGGCCAUCCACUCCUCCAACGCCCUGUACUUCUGCUUUCACUGGCUGGCGAUGAGCUCCACCUGCUACAACCCGUUCAUCUACUGCUGCCUGAAUCCCACCUUCCGCCAGGAGCUGCGGCUGCUGUUUGGCAGGUGCAGGAGGAAACGGAGGGUGGUGGUCGGGAUGGAGCUGGAGCAUCGCCCUGCGGCUGCCUGUGCUCCCUGUCAUAGACCCGCCUGGCCGGACGACCACGAGCCGCUGCGGUCGAGCCACGGUUUGUCACACCCGGGUCAGGGCUCCUCGCAGCAGAGUCACUCUUCAUCCAGUCAGUCCCACAACCUGAAAGAUGCUCAUGUGCUCUUCACUGCCCAGCAGGCCCUGACAGGGAGGACUGACAUCCUCUCAGUGGAGCCCAUGGUGGCUGUGAGCUGACUGGAGACGGCUGCUGCAGUUCUGAUAGGACAAACAUGAGUACUUGGGAUUUUACAUCUGUUUCAGGAUAUUGUACCUAGCUAGCACAGAAUUUUAAAACCAGCAGAAAUAGAGGACAAGCUUUUUUGAUGACUUUCAUUGAGAAAAGCUCAGAACAGUUUCUCCAUGGUGACAUAUGGAUUUUCUCUGACCGUACGCCUUUUAACCAUUCUUUCUUGGGGCCAUUCUUUGUUGGGCACUCAGCCUUUGAAAACGGAAAUACGGCAUCUGCCUUGGAGCUUGGAUGAUGUUCCUCAGCAAAUGGAGUUGAUCCAGUGGUUCAGGUUCAAUUAUCUUUUUUCUGAGUGCUUCUGAAAGGCUUUUAUAAUUCUCUGAAUAAAAUCCUAAAAGUUAAUUUUUAGCAAUGGAAACAUCCUGUUUACAGCUGCAACACUGACAUUAUGACCCGGUGUGGGUGCAGUGCAAUGUAGGACUGUUAAAUGCUUUGCUUUGUUUAGUUUGCAUCAACAACUAAAAGCCCGUCAAAAAGAGUCAAAAUGGAAAAAUGGGUUCAAACUUUUGAACCCACUGGAUAACUGUCGGUUUAAUGUUGUUUGUUCAUAUUCAGGUUGUUGCUUUAGACUAUGAGUUUUGAUUUUAGAAAAUUAAAAAGAACAAUAAUAAUUUGUAGGUGCUUAAUGGUGCAGUCCAACAACAAGCAUAAAACACAGAAAUUUUAGAUUAGAAUAUUGAGUCAUUGUUUAUUUUUGGACAAAAUGAAACUAACCAAGACAUAAUCAUUCAAAAAUAAAAACUUGAGACAAUUAUCCAUUUGUAAAACAUCCAUCCAUCCAUUAUCUAUACACCGCUUAAUCCUCAUUAGCGUCAUGGAGGGCUGGAGUCUAUCCCAGCUGACUUAUUGUGAACACAGGGGACAACCUGGACAGGUCACCAGUCUAUCUAAUAUUGUAAAAUUAAUGAAAAAAAGUAACUUGAUGACUUUUUCAAACCCCCUUUUCAUGUGAUUCAUUUCCAUGAUGUGUCCUUUGUCUAGAACAUCUUGUGAAACAUCAAGCAUUGAUGUGAUGAUGGUGUUCUGAUGUAACAGUGCUUCUUUUCUUUCUUCUGGUAGUGAAGCUGCCAGUGGCGGUUUAUCACGGAGGCCAAGGGAAGCCUGGCUUCCCCAAAAAAUAUGCAAGAAAGAAAAAAUAUAAAUAAUCUUCACCACUAUGUAUUUUAUGUUUUAUAUUUUUGUCAUUCCUUGUUGUCAAAACACUACAUAAGGCAUUUCUGCUUUGUGAGGAGCAAAACAGCGCCCCUUUUGUCAAGCUCAUUUUGGGCAUUACACUACGUCUCUCAUGCCCUCUGCGCUGUCUGCCUGUUCCAGGCGUAAACUAACUGUGAUGUCACCUGUUGGUUUCAACGUCGAUAAAAUGAAGCCCGGAUUUUGCUACUUCCUGGUCGCCGUUUUGGAUUUUUUGGAGCCAGUGAUGUAAAAAGCAUCAUCAAACAGACGGGACCGGAGAGCAACUAGGGGCAGGAUUGGCUGAGGACUCUUAUCCCGCCCACAUUUUACUGCAGAAGCUUCUGUUGCUGUCUAUCAAGUAUAGCCACGCCCCCUGUCUCCGCCAACUUUAACGAUUUAUUUAAAAUUCAGUAUUGAUUUAUUUUAAGAUCGGCCACCUGAUCUCUCAUUUUGACAAUGAAAACUAACGGGAAAAAAAUCCUGAGUUGUAGAAAAUCAGUCUAUCAAAUUUUAUUUUUUCCAAAAAUGAAUUGGGGUCUAUGGAGCAAAAGCUUUCUGGAGCCAACCCUAGCGGACGGCAUGAUAUUGCAAGUUUUUGACACUUCCGGGUUGGCUUCAAUUCUGGAGCCAGAUGCUACGUCCACUAUAUAUACAGUCUAUGGUCUGUUCAGAGGCCAGCUUCGCCUUGCCUCCCUUAGAGAAAAAAACAGCCCGUAUUAGCCAAUCAGAUUGAAGCAAGGCUCAUCGCUUAAUGGUCGUUGCAUCAUUAAAAAAAACAUAAGGGAGGCCAGAUCAAAUCUGGCUUCCAACCAAUCACAAACUGUGAUGAACAAUACCCACACUAAUGCAGCUGUCCCGCCAGGUGCCAGCAAGCCCAGACAGCAAGUAUAGCCAUCAAGCUAGCCAGAGAAUGGAUGGUGACAGGGACCUUGAGUUUCUUGUAAAAAAUUACUUCACAAAACUUCCUUUUGAAGUUCAACUACAAGUCAAAAGGGACGGUAGGCCAACUCCAAAGCUCAAUGUAAGUAAGUGUAGAGCUAAUGGAAAAGCUCGCUCUUUUUGUGAAGCUAACUAUGUCAGAAACGAGUGGCUAACGGGAAGUGCCAAGCUUAACCGGCUUUUCUGCUGGCCAUGUCUCCUAUUUGACCAGUCUACCGGCUCCCUGAACAACCCCUGGAGCACUUAACCUCUUUUUUUUUCACUGAAAUGAAUGAGAAGUCGGUAGAAUAGAGGUACUGUAACAGUAGGCUGAUUUGUUUACAUGAAAAUAACAGUUAAAACACCGAAUCUAAUUUGUUGUUCACACUGGCUUCCUCGGUAAUUUUGGUCACGGGCCGCCACUGGAAGCCGCAGAGAUAAUUUUCCAUUAAUCUUUGACAAACUGUGACAACUCCCACUUCUCCCCCCAACCCACCCCCCAACAAGAUUUAUCAGCAACUGACAGAAGAUUUUCCUUUACAACUCUAGUUUGCCCUUCUGCACACAAGGACCGAUUCUCAGCGGUCUUAUUAUGUUGACCUGCUGAGAAUAAAAUAAUUUCGUAUUUAUCUGGAGGCCACUUUGAACGCGCCCUGCUGCCCAAGCUUUUUUACUUUAUCGUUUGACUUUGAGUUACAGUAUUUAUAGAAUAUGCACAAAAAGUAAAAUAACAUGAAACCCCCACCUUUACGUUAAUCUCAGUUUAUAGUAUCACUGUGCUGUUUAGGUUCUCUGAGAUUAAAGCCGACAGUUACAGGAUGAUAAAAUCCUAAACUGACAAUCUAAGCUACACUACGACACAUGUCCGGUAGUUAUCUUUAAGGGACCAAAGACUGCUCUAAAUUUUUCAUCAUGGAGCUGCUACUGCCACCAGCAUCUAAGAAACCAACCAAUAAAAACUCAUGGAUUUGUACGGAAUACACUGGUGAAAAUUUCACAGGUAAAAUUUAAAAUGAAAUUUGAAAAUUCUGACUGUCUCUCUUGCACACACAAGCCAAAAUAAUGAAGGCAUAAAAGUAGUUGUGACUCACUUCUUUGCUGUUUUGCUGUAUUUAUCAAAUGCGAGAGCUCUCAUAUCUGCUUUUUUCAUUUAGAUGGGAGAGCUAUGAUUCACCGUACAUUCACUGCACAGUCUGACAUCAAUCAGUGGAAAUCAGUGUGACCAAGAAUUAUUUGGUCCCACCGUGACAUGCAGAUAGCUUGUGUGCUUUUCCAUAUAUAUAGUGUACAGUUAUGCAAUUUUGGUUAUACUCAAGAAAGUAACAUCCAAUGUGGUGCAGUGGAUGCCAGAUUGGUAGGUAUAAUGUACAUCCAUCUUUCAGUUGAUAUUUUUAUUUGAUGUUAUUUUCUAUGUUUGUAUUUUUGUGUGUAACUCAGGAACACAACAUUUCCUACAGUGUUUGCAGAAAAGGAACUAUCUCUAUAGCUUCUUUUCAAAGACAGAAUACCGGAAUAAAAAUACAAAAGAGGCAAAUCUGAACACAUGAAGGAUUUCUGCUUUUAGAAAUGGUAUGACUAAUGCUCUUCAAUUUUUUUCUUCAUCCAUUUAAAGACCUUACUCAUGGUUACAUUACCCUGACGUUGAGGGUAAGCAAACUGCGUAGGCCUGCAAUUAAUACACAUAAAAAUAUGUGCUAGAUACAUUUCCUUACCCAGAGUCAUUGUUGCCACAAAAUUUGCAAUGUGUAGACACCAUUUUGAUCCAAUUCAUACAUACAAUGAGUGUGUUAUCAUAGCACGUCAGAUGCAAGAGCGUGACUUAAUUAAACAGCAAUUUUGUGCAAUUUUGUCGUAGCUAUCACCGUUUUUUUCUGUGAAAAAUAUGCGUUAUGUGUACUCAACUUUGGAGCUGUAAAGUCACUGUGCUGGAAUGAAACAUGUUGAAAGUAUAUUGUUGCCAGUGGGUUUUAGAACAAGCAAAGAGAAAAAAACCUAAUUUUAUGGCUAAGAAGGAAAAAAAUAGGAUUUGAACAGAUGCAUGUGUGUCUACUUGUGUUCUAUGAAAGUAAAACCGGAUAUUGCUUGAUGUUUCUCCCCUUAACUGACAAAUUGUUUGCUUUAUUUCACUAUUUCUGUAAAUAAUCAGUGUGAUAGAAUAACAUCUUUGCAACUUUGUCUCAUUUCACUGUGAUGUUUCAGGAAUGUGAAAUGUUGUUAAUGCUUUUUUCGGUGUUUCUUUGUUUUUGAACGACUGUUAAUUGGAAUAUUUUGCUGUCCUUUGUAAAGUCUUACUGUCAUGGCACCCCUUAAUCUGUAAGAGAAAAUAUAAUAAAUAAACACAUUUUCUUUAAAGGUUCA
Molecule: messenger RNA, 6898 nt
Organism: Acanthochromis polyacanthus (spiny chromis)
Lineage: Eukaryota; Metazoa; Chordata; Actinopteri; Pomacentridae
Gene: gpr83
Product: G protein-coupled receptor 83
Exons: 4
Coding region: 982-2397 (471 amino acids)
Biological process (GO): neuropeptide signaling pathway
Cellular component (GO): membrane
Molecular function (GO): neuropeptide Y receptor activity
Source: RefSeq, a predicted model, not a curated record